ACCGCAGCUCCGGUCCCAUCCACACCGCCUCCGUCCACUUCCAUCUCCCCACUUUUUUUUUUUGAUCUCCUAAAAUUUUUUCGCCUGUUUAUUUUGCCGGGUUGCAGAAAUGUCCGCCCGGCCGGGAUUUUACCGACAGGAGCUGAACAAGACGGUGUGGGAGGUUCCCGAGCGGUACCAGAACCUGACUCCGGUGGGCUCCGGGGCCUACGGCUCGGUGUGCUCGGCCUACGAUGUGCGGCUGCGGCAGAAGGUUGCGGUGAAGAAGCUCUCCAGGCCUUUCCAGUCUCUGAUCCACAGCCGCCGCUCGUACCGGGAACUCAGGCUGCUCAAGCACAUGAAACACGAGAACGUGAUUGGACUGCUGGAUGUCUUCACGCCCGCCGCCACGUUAGAGGACUUCAAUGAAGUCUACCUGGUGACCAACCUGAUGGGCGCAGACCUCAACAACAUCGUCAAAUUUCAGCGGCUGUCCGACGAACACGUGCAGUUCCUCAUUUACCAGCUGCUCCGCGGCCUCAAGUACAUCCAUUCAGCCGGACUGAUCCACAGAGACCUCAAGCCCAGUAACGUGGCCGUGAACGAGGACUGUGAGCUCAGGAUCCUGGACUUCGGUCUGGCCCGGCAGACGGACGACGAGAUGACAGGAUACGUGGCGACUCGCUGGUACCGAGCGCCCGAGAUCAUGCUGAACUGGAUGCACUACAACCAGAACGUUGAUAUCUGGUCGGUGGGAUGCAUCAUGGGAGAGCUGCUGAAGGGAAAAGUCCUCUUUCCCGGCAAUGACUAUAUCGACCAGCUGAAAAGAAUCAUGGAGGUGGUUGGGACUCCCACACCCGAGCUCCUGCAGAAGAUUUCCUCCGAACAUGCUCAGAAGUACAUCCAGUCUCUGCCCUUCAUGCCUCAGCAGGACCUGGAAAAGAUCUUCAGAGGAGCAAAUCCACUGGCGGUGGACCUGCUGAAGCGGAUGCUGGUGCUGGACUGUGACGGCAGGAUCUCGGCCAGCGAGGCCCUCUCUCACCCGUACUUCUCCCAGUACCACGACCCCGACGACGAGCCCGAGGCGCCGCCGUACGACCAAACCCUGGAGAGCAAAGACCGCACGCUGGAGGAGUGGAAGGAGUUGGUGUUUGAGGAGGUGAACAGCUUCAAAGCGCCGGUGAGCAAGACGGACAGCCUGCAGGUGGAGCAGUAAGGCUGCGUCGGCUCCGCCCCGCCGUCCACCCGGAGACGGACCGCGAGGGUGCAGGACAGGACCCGAGAGGAAAACCGAAAAUUUCACCGAAGACAGCUCUGCAUUCCCUGGGCGUGACGCCUUUCCCCACCCACCCGGCUCGGUGUGACUGUGUGCGUUUGUGUGGUCGCCCGUCAUGGGUUUCUCAGAGCGACGGGGGCGGGGCGGUCAGCCGGGGGGCGGGUCAGGCGCACACGUCACCAAUUACAGGGAGCGUUUUAGCACCGGUCAGAGGGAGCUCUCCGGCCCAGAAAGUUGCUCCCUCUCGUGUCUCUGCUCAGCCCGGACGGGGAAACUAACGGAGGAAGCGAUCCUGCCUCGGCCAGGUCAGGGAAGGCCGAGCAGGUGAGGGUUCACGGGACGGAGCAACUUUCCAGGACUGAGCAGUGUUUACAGACUCUGACGGAGGCGUAGCGAGGGCGAACGAGAGAGAAAAACGCACACUAGGACUUCCAAAGCUGUAGUAUAAACACAGUCUGGUCCCUCGUCCUCAUGACAGAUGCCAUAAGCAGUCACUACUGGAGCUUUUUUUUAUAUAUAUACAUAGAUAUAAACCUCAUGUUUAAAGAGCUGCAGCAACACCACGCCAUGUCACUAUUUAGCAAAACAGCUUAGCGUACUUAGCCUGCAUACUACUGCAUGAUUUUCUGUGCAUCCUAUCACACAGCAUAUUAUCAAUACCGCAUUACAGACUGCUUACUGCAUCUGCCAUGGAGGAGUAACGCCAGCUUUAUCUCUAGGGGCUCAAAGCGAGGCGUUGCCAAGAGUUUAUUUGUGACCACGUUUCAACUUGUUUUAUCUUUAUUAUUUAGGUAAAGAAAAAAAAAAUAGAGAGAGAAAUACAAACAAAAACAUGUCGUUCUUCCUCGGAUGAAAAUCGUCCUCAUCUGCUUGCAAAAUAGUAAAUGCCAGUUGUGCUAUUAUUUAGCAGGAUCAUCAACGUAUGCCAAAGCUGCGGCAGAGUCCCAGUCUGCUAAACGUCUGUGCUUGCAGUGUGACCGAGCCGCUCGUGUCUCUGCUGUCUGUCGGCAUCGCUCGCCUCUGACAACCUGUUGGCUUUGGCGGCGGUCCAGCAGGUUCCACCGCUCCGCCGCGUAACCCGAAGCCUCCGCUCGUGUUUACACUAAUUAUGAUAAUGGAUGUUUUGUCAAUUGUCAGGAACGACUCCCAGAAAGUGUUUUGACCCGCUGAAAAGCGAUGUGUUAUACGGCGGGUGGCUUCGUCCAAGCAACCUGAUCGCACCCACGUCCCACCAUGCUGAUGAUGUCCUUAACCCUCUGAAACCUGAGCAAAGUCACUGGAUUUCUUUAAAAAACAAUGACAAAUUAGCA
Myripristis murdjan (pinecone soldierfish) is the source of this 2565-nucleotide messenger RNA. RefSeq names its product mitogen-activated protein kinase 11 (gene mapk11). The record is from RefSeq and is a predicted model, not a curated record. The transcript has 12 exons. Gene Ontology annotation, molecular function: MAP kinase activity; ATP binding. Bases 110 to 1195 code for a protein of 361 amino acids. Gene Ontology annotation, biological process: protein phosphorylation. Lineage: Eukaryota; Metazoa; Chordata; Actinopteri; Holocentriformes; Holocentridae.